Molecule: messenger RNA, 4379 nt
Organism: Galeopterus variegatus (Sunda flying lemur)
Lineage: Eukaryota; Metazoa; Chordata; Mammalia; Dermoptera; Cynocephalidae
Gene: CSPP1
Product: centrosome and spindle pole associated protein 1
Exons: 30
Coding region: 98-3724 (1208 amino acids)
Biological process (GO): positive regulation of cytokinesis
Cellular component (GO): centrosome; spindle pole; microtubule
Source: RefSeq, a predicted model, not a curated record
CUGUCUCAUGAUUAUAGGAUUAAGAAGCUUAACUAGGAUUUCGGGGAAGACUAAAUUUUGAAGUAAACCACCACCUAGUUUCCGAACAUGUUGGAAAAUGGAAGGGCCGAAAAGCAACCAAAUCUGCGAAAUGGCUGAUAAUUUGGAUGAGUUUAUUGAAGAACAAAAAGCCAAAUUGGCGAAAGAUAAAGCAGAAUUGGAAAAUGAUCCACCUUACAUGGAAAUAAAGGGAAAGGCAUCAGAGAAGCUUUCUGAAAACAGUAAAAUAUUAAUCUCCAUGGCUAAGGAAAACAUACCACCAAACAGUCAACAGACCAGGGGUUCGUUAGGAAUUGAUUAUGGAUUAAGUUUACCACUUGGGGAAGACUAUGAGCAGAAGAAACAUAAACUAAAAGAAGAAUUGCGGCAAGAUUACAGACGCUAUCUUACUCAGGAAAGGUUGAAACUUGAACGCAGCAAAGAAUACAAUCAGUUUCUCAGGGGUAAGGAAGAAUCCAGUGAAAAAUUCAGACAGGUAGAAAAGAUUACUGAGCCCAAGAGUCAAAGAAAUAAAAAACCUGUUAAAGUUCAGCCUGAUUUACCUUCACAAAUACAGACAUCUUGCAAAUAUCCAGAGGAUCCUAGGAGAGAUGUCUUAACUCCUUCAGAGGCGUAUGAGGAGCUUCUAAACCAAAGACGACUAGAGGAGGACAGAUAUCGACAAUUAGAUGAUGAAAUUGAAUUAAGGAAUAGAAGAAUUAUUAAAAAAACCAAUGAAGAAGUGGGCAUUUCCAAUACAAAACGUCAAAGGUUUGCCGGGAAGGCUGGCAUUCCAGAUAGAAGAUUUCGCAGGAUUUAUGAGGAUCGUGUUCUUGAUAGACAGUAUUAUAGACCAGACCGAGAUCCUGAAGUAAGUGAAGAAAUGGAUGAGAGGUUUAGAUAUGAAAGUGAUUUUGAUAGAAGACCUUUGAGAGUGUAUACAAAUGACAGGAUGCAUGGGAACAGACGAGGGAAUGUGCCUCCUGUGGAGUAUGAUGGUGAGGUCACAGAACAGUCAAACAUACGAAUUUCAUCUGCUGGAAACAAGAGUGCUCGAGACAAUAAACUGUCCAAAUCUGCUAAUCAAGAUAACUGUAGUCCUUUUGCAGGAAUGCUUUUUGGAGGUGAAGAUCGAGAAUUUAUUCAGAGAAGGAAAGAAAAAUAUAGACUAGAACUAUUGGAACAAAUGGCUGAGCAACAGAAGAAUAAGAGACGAGAAAAAGAUUUAGAACUCAGAGUCGCAGCUUCUGGAGCACAAGACCCUGAGAAAUCGUGGAAUGAAUUACUCACAUCAUUGCAGUUAAGUAAGGAGGAGCCUGAUAGGCUAAAGCAGUUCGGUGUGGCACCAAGACACUUUGAAGAGAUGAUACCACCUGAAAGACCCAGAGUAGCUUUCCAGACACCUCUCCCUCCUUUAUCUACCCCAUCUGCCCCAACCAUCCCAUCAGUUCACUCCCUUCCUUCUCAAAAUGAAGAUUUGCACAAUGGACUUAACAGCACCCUUGGUGAAAUGGUGCCUCCCAGGAUUGCACCCCUGCCUCCACCUCCCCUACUACCACCUUUGGCUACCAACUAUCGAACUCCUUAUGAUGAUGCUUACUAUUUUUAUGGUUCCAGGAAUACUUUGGAUCCCAGUCUUGCCUAUUAUGGUUCAGGAAUGAUGGGAAUACAGCCUACAACUUAUGUUAGUGCUCCUGUCACCAACCAGCUAGCACAACCUAUUGUGAAUACGGUUGGACAGAAUGAACUGAAAAUUACAAGUGAUCAAGUGAUAAAUUCAGGAUUGUUUUUUGAAGAUAAACCAAAACCUUCAAAACAAUCUCUUCAGUCUUACCAAGAAGCUUUGCAGCAGCAGAUUCGGGAAAGAGAAGAAAGAAGGAAGAGAGAACGUGAAGAAAAAGAAGAAUAUGAAGCUAAAUUAGAAGCUGAAAUGAGAAGUUAUAACCCCUGGGGGAAAGGUGGAGGUGGUGCUCCUCUCAGGGAUGCCAAAGGAAAUCUGAUAACUGAUUUGAAUAGGAUGCACAGACAAAAUAUAGAUGCCUACCAUAACCCAGAUGCAAGAACUCAUGAAGAUAAAAGGGCCGUUGUAUCUCUAGACCAAAAUUUAGCAACUUCAAAUGCUGAGAACCUAGAAGAUUCUGCAAAUAAAAACUCAGGUCAUAUUCAAACACAGAGCUCUCCUUUUGCUCGGGGAAAUAUAUUUGGUGAGCCUCCAACUGAACUUCAAAUUAAACAGCAAGAAUUAUACAAGAAUUUUCUUCGUUUCCAGAUUGAGGAAAAGAAACAAAGAGAAGAAGCAGAGCGAGAAAGACUAAGAAUUGCAGAAGAAAAAGAAGAAAGACGGCUUGCAGAACAGAGGGCACGAAUUCAGCAAGAGUAUGAAGAAGAACAGGAAAAAAAAAGGGAGAAAGAGGAGGAGCAAAGGCUAAAAAAUGAAGAGCUUAUUCGGUUAGCUGAAGAAAGACGAAAAGAAGCAGAAAGAAAGAAGAAAGAAGAAGAAGAAAAACAUAACCUGCAACUUCAGCACUACUAUGAAAGAGAAAAUAUCAUUGGGGAAGAAACAAAGCACUUGAGACAGCCUUCUCCUAUAGUUCCUGCUCUUCAGAACAAAAUUGCGAGCAGACUCCAAAGACCUCCUUCAGUUGACAGCAUCAUAAGUUCCUUUAUUCGUGAAAGUUCCAUGUCAAGGGCACAAUCUCCUCCAGUACCUGCCAGGAAAAAUCAGCUCCGUGCAGAAGAGGAGAAAAAAAAUGUGAUUAUGGAAUUAUCAGAAAUGAGAAAACAGCUUCGUAGUGAGGAGAGGCGUCUACAAGGGCGGUUGCUACAUGUGGACAGUGAUGAUGAAAUUCAUAUAAGGAAAAGAGAAAAGAAUCCCAUGGAUAUAUUUGACAUGGCUAGACAUCGAUUGCAAGCUCCUGUCAGAAGACAGUCACCUAAGGGUUUAGACACUACCACUUUUCAGAAUAUCCAUGAUUUUAAUGAGCUGAAAGAUAGAGAUUCAGAAACACGCGUUGAUCUGAAAUAUAUGUACCCAGAUCCUCCAAGAGAUCAUCAGACUUUAGAGAUUCAGCAGCAAGCCCUGUUAAGAGAGCAGCAGAAGAGGCUGAACAGAAUAAAAAUACAGGAAGGUGCUGAAGUUGAUGCCAUCCCAAGUGCUAAAGUACAAGAGCAAAGAAUGCCCAGAGAUGAUACUAAUGAUGUCUUGAAAAAUUCAUUAUUGGAAUCUGAUAGUGCAUUUAUUGGUGCUUAUGGUGAGACAUAUCCAGACAUCGAAGAUGACGUCCUCCCUCCACCAUCACAGCUGCCCUCCGCGAGGGAGCGCAGGAGGAACAAAUCGAAAGGACUGGACUUUGAUAACAACCAUCCUAACGUACCAUUGGAUGGUCUCUCUUUAAAAUCUGUGUCCAGUGUAAAUGUUGAUCAGCUUAGAAUGAGAAAUGAGGAAAGAAUGCGAAGACUGAAUGAACUUCAGAAUAAACCUAUUAAUACAGAUGACGAGAGUUCCCUGGUCGAUCCUGAUGACAUCAUGAAACCUGUGGGUGAUGAUGAUGGAUCAAACUCUGUAGCAACUGAGCCCUGGCUACGCCCCGGCACCUCAGAAACACUGAAGCACUUCAUGGCAGAGCAGCUGCACCAGGAGCAGCAGCAGGUCCCCGGAAAACCAGGCACUUUCCCUUGGCAGGGCCUGUCUACAGCACAUGGUUAAAAUAAAUCUGUAUCGGACCUGGUAGUGCUUUUAAAGGUAAGCAGAAUGUUAAAUCUGUACCUUUAAUAACAUGUACUACUUUUGGCUUCUAUCUGGAAAUUACUUAUUGUUCCAUCUGUAUAUAAACUAUUUUUUCCAUGAUGUAUAUUAUGUACAUAAAAGUCCAUGAUUAUUGAUUUUAUAUAUUAGAAUUGUAUAGAAUUAUUUUUGCACAAUUUUGCCACAAAUUAGGGUGAUAAUAAACUCUUGGAUUCAACUACCAUAUGUGCAUUAUUUUAAAUUCUACUGAAGGUGAAUAAAACGUAAAUGUCUUAAGAGUACUGUAAAAUCAGAAUACCCUUUGUUAUGUGCAUAUUUGCCGCUGUUAUCUGUAUUCAAAAUAAUUCAUUUCAUAAAUGCAUCUGUUGUAGCUGUGACUAUUCCAGUUGCUAUGUAAAGAAGAGAAUCAAAUGUGCUAUUUUCAUGUCAUUUGUAGCUACUGACUCAGUAGAAAUGAUGGGAGCCGAAACUGAUUUUACUCCUGUGAGCCAUGCACUAAAUGUUACAACUUUCUGCCUCUUUUUAUUUUUGUGCCAAUGAAAGCAUUGUCUUAAGUUACUAAUUUAUAUGAUUUAACUACUUCUUGAUAGAAAUAAAUUUUUAUUUUUAUUACCAA